UUAUUUAGCAGACGUACUUCAGUGAUGUCGUGUAACGUUUGUUUUGGUCCGUGUUUAAAACAUUGAAAGGACUGCUCAUGGGGUAAAAAUAUGUAUAUAUGCAUAAUGUUUUCUAGAAUUUAAUAUCUAGGCCUAAAUGUCAUCUAAUUAGUCCCGAUGGUGAAAAGAAAGCAGAGAAAAGUUUUGCGCUAUGUGGAGGAGGGGAGUCUGAUGAAGUUAAAGUCGUUUCUUCGUAAACACAAGGAUCUGGAGCUGAAUUUCACCCAGGGGAAGAAGCACAGAAGCCCCCUACACAUUGUCUGUUCACACGGGGAUGAUGCAAUUCUCAGACUGCUGUUGAAACAUGGAGCAGAUCCCCUUCAAACCGACCGAAAUGGAGAGACACCGCUACAUCUGGCCGUAAAAAGAGCCCUCAAACAUGGCUAUAGGGCUUAUGAUGACCUGGUGGUGCCAUUACGAAAAAACUGUCCAGAAGCAAUGGAUAUUUGUAAUAAAGCAGGAGUGAGUCCUCAUGACCUGCUCCAGUGGAUGAAGCCUGAGCAGGGGAACGUCAAAAAUGAAUCCUCGCAUGUUGAUCCAGAGAAGCAGUGGAGAGAGAAGCUGUUGGGUGAAUGUCAGGAUGAGUUUUUUGAGACAUUCGGACAGUAUGAUGGUGACUUUUUAUGGGAUGAUAAAGAUGAUGAAGACUUCGGAAACUGGGCGGAUCGGAUCAGACAGGAGUAUUUUGCCAAGAAACGGGCCAAAGAACAGAAGGAAGCCGCCUCUUCGGGUCAGAAGAGGUCGAAGCGGCGGAAGGAGACGGAGGAAGAUGAGAGGAGUCAGAGGGAGCUGAUAGCCAGGCUGGAGCGGGAGCAUGAGGAGUACCUGCAGCGUGCAGCUCGUAAGGAGGAGGAGACGCGGCAGGGGAGGAAGAGGCGCUAUGAGGAGCGCUGUGCCGCCACAUUUAACAGCUCCUCGAGCAAAGGACCUGAAGGACUGCUGGGAUACAACGACAUCCCUUGGCCCGCUCCUCGCGGCUCGCUGGAGGAAAUGGUGGCCGUUAUGUUGCACGGUGCUGAUCGAUCUGAUUUGAGUACUUUUCGGAAGGUGCUCCGUCGCCAGCAGGCCCUCUGGCACCCGGACAAGUUUUUCCAGCGCUGUGGAGGCCGUCUGCUGGAGUCUGAUAGGCAGAGGAUCCUCGACACCGUCACUGGCCUCUCACAGGAGCUCAACAGACUCGCACAAAACCUCCGUUGACGUAGACUUCUCUGAUCAGAGCACCUCACUAAAUGGCUUUCAGUCAGUUUUAUUUAAAGUUGGUAUGUGAUUAAGACACUUUUGAACAGUCAAAUAAAAAACCAAUUCUGUCUUAGCUUAAUGACGUAGUUGCUUUAUUGAAAGAAGAGGAACAAUAUUCUCCACAUGAAUUUAUUACUUGAACAAUAAUUUUUAUAACAUCAUGCCUGAUGAUGAAAAACCAUAUCCUCAUAAUUUACAGUGUAACAAACAAUAAAACUUAAUUUUAAUAUUAA
Molecule: messenger RNA, 1511 nt
Organism: Onychostoma macrolepis
Lineage: Eukaryota; Metazoa; Chordata; Actinopteri; Cypriniformes; Cyprinidae
Gene: nfkbil1
Product: nuclear factor of kappa light polypeptide gene enhancer in B-cells inhibitor-like 1
Exons: 4
Coding region: 157-1236 (359 amino acids)
Biological process (GO): canonical NF-kappaB signal transduction
Molecular function (GO): protein binding
Source: RefSeq, a predicted model, not a curated record